GAGAUGAAGGGGGGGAGAGCCAGCGCUUAAUUAUAACACUUAGCGUGGCUGCUCGCUCAUUUUAUGUGUCUGCAUCCCUGCAUUUGAUAUUUUAUUGAUGUAAUUUAAAGAUUUUAGAAGGGUUGUGUAAGGUUGUUGGUUAGAUUUUACAUGCGCAACGCGGGAAGAAGCAUCUGUGGAGAGAUUAUAUAUUGAAGCUGUAGCAUCUUGUCGCUUGCUUGUUGUAGCCGUGUGAGAGAUCGCAUCCUAGCAGCAGCAGCAGCAGGCGUGGAAAGAAAGUGCAUCGCUUCUUCUUGUGAGUAGUGGAGGAGUUGACGGCGGCCUGCAGCGGGGAGGAGAGAGCCGAAGCCGGGAGUUGGAGUUUCGGGGCACCGCGGGGCACUGAGAACGCAGCACCAUGGCGGUAAACCUGGACAAGGAAGCCUACUACCGCCGGAUAAAGCGGCUGUACAGCAACUGGAAGAAAGGAGAGGAUGAAUUUGGUAAAGUGGAUGCCAUUGUGGUAUCUGUUGGAGUGGAUGAGGAAAUUGUGUACGCCAAAUCCACUGCCAUCCAGACUUGGCUGUUUGGCUACGAGCUGACAGACACGAUCAUGGUAUUUUGUGAGUCAAAGAUAAUUUUUCUUGCCAGUAAAAAGAAGGUGGACUUCCUCAAACAGGUGGCCAUCACAAAAGGCAACGAGAACGCCAACGGAGUCCCACCAAUCACCCUCCUCACCAGAGAAAAAAAUGAAAGUAACAAGGCCAACUUUGAUAAAAUGAUUGAGGCAAUCAAAGGCAGCAAAGAAGGAAAAACAGUUGGCGUUUUUAUCAAGGACAAAUUUCCAGGAGAAUACAUGAAGAGCUGGAAUGACACACUCACCGCCGAGGGGCUGGACAAGGUGGACAUCAGUGCAGUGGUGGCCUACACGAUGGCGGUGAAGGAGGACCAGGAGCUGAACCUCAUGAAGAAGGCAGCGGCCAUCACCAGUGAAGUCUACUCCAAGUUCUUCAAGGAACGUGUCAUGGAGAUUGUCGACGCGGAUGAGAAAGUGCGUCACAGUAAGCUGGCGGAGUCUGUGGAGAAGGCGAUUGAGGAGAAGAAAUACCUAGGAGGAGCAGAUCCAUCCACAGUGGAGAUGUGUUACCCUCCGAUCAUUCAAAGCGGAGGAAACUACAGCCUCAAGUUCAGCGUUGUCAGUGAUAAGAACCACAUGCACUUUGGAGCCAUCACGUGCGCAAUGGGUAUCAGGUACAAGUCGUACUGUUCAAACCUGGUCCGGACUCUGAUGGUGGACCCCACACAGGAAAUGCAGGACAACUACAACUUCCUGCUUCAGGUGGAGGAGGAGCUGCUCAAGGAACUCAAGCAUGGGGUGAAGAUCGGUGACGCCUCUAACGCGGUGUUUGAAUAUGUGAAGAAGGAGAAGCCAGAUCUCUCCUCCAAACUGACCAAAAAUCUGGGAUUUGCCAUGGGCAUUGAGUUCAGAGAAGGCUCUCUGGUGCUGAACAGUAAAAACCAGUACAAACUAAAGAGAGGCAUGGUGCUGAACAUCAGUUUGGGCUUCACUGAUUUGGUGAACAAAGAGGGAAAGAAAGACGAGGACAAAAAGUACGCUCUGUUCAUCGGAGACACAGUUCAGAUCAACGAGGAAGAAGCAGCCACAGUUCUUACACCUGUGAAGAAAAAGAUAAAAAAUGUGGGAAUCUUUUUAAAGAACGAUGAUGAGGAGGACGAGGAGGAGGAAGGGGACGAUGCAGAGGAGCUUUUGGGGAAAGGAGCUCGGAGUGCAGCCCUGCUCGCAGACCGCACCAGGAAUGAGAUGACGGCGGAGGAAAAGAGGAGGGCUCAUCAAAAAGAACUAGCCAACAGUUUAAAUGAAGAGGCCAAGCGGAGACUGACGGAGCAGAAGGGAGGGCAGCAGAUCCAGAAAGCCCGAAAGUCGAACGUUUCAUACAAAAAUGUGUCACAGAUGCCCAGAGAAAAGGACAUCAGGGACAUGAAGAUUUUUAUUGACAAAAAAUACGAAACAGUUGUGAUGCCGGUGUUUGGUAUUGCCACGCCUUUCCACAUCGCUACCAUCAAGAACAUCAGUAUGUCAGUAGAGGGUGACUACACCUAUUUGAGGAUUAACUUCUACGUCCCGGGCAGCUCUCUGGGACGACAAGAAGGAAACAUCUUUCCAAACCCAGAAGCCACUUUUGUCAAAGAAAUCACUUACCGAGCAUCCAACCUCAAAGCUCCUGGUGAACUCUCUGUGCCCUCCACAAAUCUCCAAAAUGCUUUCCGCAUCAUAAAAGAGGUUCAGAAACGCUACAAAACCCGAGAGGCGGAGGAGAAGGAGAAAGAGGGAAUCGUGAAGCAGGACUCUCUUGUUAUAAACCUGAACCGAAGUAACCCCAAACUCAAAGACUUGUAUAUUCGACCAAACAUUGCUCAGAAGAGGAUGCAGGGCUCGCUGGAGGCACACACCAAUGGUUUCAGGUUCACAUCGGUUCGUGGAGACAAAGUGGACAUUUUGUACAAUAACAUCAAACACGCCAUUUUUCAGCCAUGUGACGGAGAAAUGAUCAUCGUUCUGCACUUCCACCUCAAAAACGCCAUCAUGUUUGGGAAGCGCAGACACACGGACGUUCAGUUUUACACAGAGGUGGGAGAGAUCACCACAGACCUGGGGAAGCAUCAGCACAUGCACGACCGCGACGACCUGUACGCGGAGCAGAUGGAGCGAGAAAUGAGGCACAAACUAAAGUCCGCCUUCAAAAACUUUAUUGAGAAAGUGGAGACGCUCACCAAGGAGGAGUUGGAGUUUGAGGUGCCAUUCAGAGACCUGGGAUUCCAGGGCGCCCCCUACAGGAGUACAUGCAUGCUACAGCCCACGUCGAGUUCCCUGGUCAAUGUCACUGAGUGGCCUCCAUUCGUAGUGACUCUGGACGAGGUGGAGUUGGUACAUUUCGAGCGAGUGCAGUUUCAUUUGAAAAAUUUUGAUGUUGUGAUCGUUUACAAAGAUUACAGCAAGAAAGUUACGAUGAUCAACGCCGUGCCAGUCAACUCACUCGACCCCAUAAAGGAGUGGCUCAACUCCUGUGACAUAAAGUACACGGAGGGAGUACAGUCUUUGAACUGGACCAAGAUCAUGAAAACCAUCGUUGACGAUCCAGAGGGAUUCUUUGAUCAGGGCGGGUGGUCCUUCCUUGACCCAGAGAGCGAGGGCAGUGGAGCUGAAGAGGAGUCAGAGUCUGAGAUGGAGGAUGAGACAUUUAACCCUUCAGCCGAUGAAGAGGAAGAGGAAGAGGAGGACAGCGAUGAAGACUACAGUGAUGAGACUGAGGACUCAGAUUAUAGCGCGUCGUUGGGCAGUGAAGAGGAGAGUGGCAAAGACUGGGAUGAACUCGAAGAGGAGGCCAGAAAAGCCGACAAAGAGAGCCACUACGAGGAUGAAGACACAUCCAACAGAAAGAGAAAAGGUCGCCCUGUCGUUGCUCCUCCCAGCAAAAAGAAACGGCGAUCUUAAAAAAAAAAAAAAAAAUUAUUUUUCCUUUUACUCUUCACAAACUGCCAAAACUCUCCUCUUCCUGUCAUCUCUACCAUUUUGUUCCCCCUCCUCACCAUGGCGUGCGUCUGUGUGCAAGUGGGUUUUUAUUGCAGACAUUGUCAAUUUUCUGUUAAAUAUAUUUCUUAAAAUUAAUUGUAAUAAAACAAAAGGACAUAUCUUGACAGUUUUAUAUGUACACAGCUCCUCCUAUUAUGUCUAAUCGUAUCAUUGCGCGUUCUUUUCCUCUGUAAAGAUCAACAUUUUGAGUUUAUUUUUUAAAAUGGGGUUUGUAAGCUGCACACAGGCUCACACCACAGCACUUCUCUUCUUUCUCCUUUGUCAUUCUGAGUAGUUUUGUUGUUGAAAAUCCUGUUUUGUUUUUGUAAUAAAAUUUAAUGACAUUGUA
Messenger RNA from Boleophthalmus pectinirostris (great blue-spotted mudskipper), 3920 nucleotides. It is a transcript of the gene supt16h, whose product is annotated as SPT16 homolog, facilitates chromatin remodeling subunit. Gene Ontology annotation, cellular component: FACT complex. The transcript is spliced from 24 exons. Bases 398 to 3493 code for a protein of 1031 amino acids. Lineage: Eukaryota; Metazoa; Chordata; Actinopteri; Gobiiformes; Gobiidae. Gene Ontology annotation, molecular function: nucleosome binding. The record is from RefSeq and is a predicted model, not a curated record. Gene Ontology annotation, biological process: transcription elongation by RNA polymerase II; positive regulation of transcription elongation by RNA polymerase II.